AUGUGUUUCUUGUUGAGUGUAGCAAACGAAACGGAGCAAUUGGAGCAUAUCUGUUACCUAGGAGGAGAAUUGAUAACACGGUCGAGCGUCGAUAGAGAAGAUCAAAGGAAUUGUAGAGUUCCUUAUGAGCGAUUUUUCUACCCUACAGAUGCUGGGAAACAGCCUGUUAGUGAAGAAGAAGAAGCUAUUUACAGUGAGGCUGACGAUGGUAAACCCAAGCCAUUACCUGUGGCUGAGUUUCCAAAAUACUUCAAGAAAAAAUCAGAAAAUGGUGCCAUUGUGUUGCGAGAGGAAUUUAAGUAUUUACCAGGUGGGAUGCAAUUUGCUUGGGAGAUUGGCAAGAGUAACAGAGGCAAGAACCGUUAUGGAAACAUUGUUUCAUAUGAUCAUUCUCGCGUUUUGUUGGAGGAAAUAGAGGGUGACAAAAACUCUAGCUACAUCAAUGCAAGCUACAUUCCGACCUACGAUGAGGUCACCAUGACUUAUAUCGCAACACAAGGUCCAACUUCUACAACUAUCGCUGAUUUCUGGCGAAUGGUCUGGCAGGAAAACAGUUUCACUAUUGUGAUGCUUACAAACCUGGUUGAACUGGGAAAGGGCAAAUGCGAUCAGUAUUGGCCAGAUGAUACUUCCAAAUUUGGUGCUAUCACAGUUACCCUACACAAGACUGAAACAUUUGCCGAUUACGUCAUCAGGUCAUUGAUUGUGACAAAGGACUCAGAAAAAAGGACCGUGCAGCAGUUUCAUUACGUCACUUGGCCUGACAAAGGUGUCCCACAACAUUCCACAGCUCUACUUGGAUUUAGACAAAAGAUUCAUGCGAGGCACCAGGUUACUGGUGGACCACUUGUUGUGCACUGCAGUGCUGGUGUUGGUCGAACUGGCACAUACAUUGCUAUCGACGCCAUGUUGGAGAGUGCUGAGAAGAUAAAAACUGUGUUCAUACCGAAUUACGUGCAAGUCAUGCGUAGAUCUCGUCCUCAUAUGAUUCAGAAAGAUGACCAGUAUGUUUUCUUGCACCAAGCUGUGAUGGAAGCCUUGGUAUGUGGAAAUACAGAGAUUAUCCCUCAGGACCUACGAAUUGCGACAAACAAGCUUGCCAAGGUGCAUAAACCAUCCAAAAAGACUGGAUAUGAACGAGAGUUAAAGCGCUUGGAGCUUGUAACAGACGCCCACGCUUCUCAAGAAGUAGCAACGAACGCAUUUAUGCCCGCUAACGUCGUCAAGAACAGAUUCCCCAACAUUGUUCCGCUGGACAAUGCUCGAGUGCAUUUACAAGCGUCUUCACAAGAAAAGAGUUACAUCAAUGCCUCUUAUGUGGAUGACUACACACAACGUAAUGCAUACAUCCUGACACAAGCUCCGUUAGACUGCACCAUUAUAGACUUCUGGCUCAUGAUUUCUCAGUAUGAUAUUGGCACAGUUGUGAUGUUGAAUAACUUGGAAGAAGGAAAGCAGAGUUACCCACAAUACUGGCCAAGCGAGGGAUCUGCCAAGUAUGGUGAAGUCACUGUCCAGCUUUUGUCCCAAGAAACUUCAAACAAUAUCACUACCAGAGGAUUCAGCGUCGAUAAUGCAGCGGUACAGUUUGUUUGUUCUCGAAUUGUAAGGUCCCAUUUUUUCUGGUUAGUUUGGAGGAAACUUUUAUCUAUACCAACAAGAGGCAUUUAAAGAAGAAGAGAUUGUUUGAAUGAACACGAGAUUUUCUGAACGUAUUCAUAAUCGCGGAAUCUAGUGGUUGAAAUAAUUCCUUUUUGAUUUGUUUUUGUUUGUUUGUUCUUCGAAUUUCAAUGUUUUAUUCUACGUAAUCAAAUUAAUCCUGCGUGGAAAAUUGAUUUUUGUUCAUUACGGAAUGUGUUUGGGAACGUUACAGAAAAUCCCACGAUUCAAUUCACCACUAAGUUUAUUGUACAACAAGCAUUAAAAAAAAUAAAUCGCAAUGUUUUAUGAAAAAAAAAGUAAGUUCAUACUUUAUCUAAGUAUUUACAAGUUCUGCGAGGCUUCCUGACGAGUAAAGCAAGGAAUGAACGUUCUUAGGGGAUUUUGAGUUCUUAACGACAACAACAACAAAAAAGACCUGGCUAUGUGAUCACGUGGGACUAUGCGGCCCAUGUGAUAACUAAUUUAAAAUAACUUGACCUCGUGUUC
Molecule: messenger RNA, 2148 nt
Organism: Pocillopora damicornis (cauliflower coral)
Lineage: Eukaryota; Metazoa; Cnidaria; Anthozoa; Scleractinia; Pocilloporidae
Product: receptor-type tyrosine-protein phosphatase F
Biological process (GO): protein dephosphorylation
Molecular function (GO): protein binding; protein tyrosine phosphatase activity
Source: RefSeq, a predicted model, not a curated record